CAAACAGUCGGUUUAUUGACACAAUUUCGGCUUCGCACGCUAGGAUUAAAGAGGCCCUUUGGUGACCUCGGUUGGUAAAAUAUUUUAAUGGUAGUAUAAACUGCUAGAGCAGAACCGACGACGUGGAUCAUUGCACUUCAACAUGGCCGCCAGCAAGCCAAAUCUGUUUUACAUUUGGAACUUCUUCGAGAAGACCGGGGGCUAUAGCUCUCGUUUUUCGUCUUUCGUAGAUUAUUGGACGUUCGCCGCCAACGUCGUGAGGAAGAAUGAUGACUACAUAGCGACUCAGCUGCACCGAAACCUCGACCCAAAAGCUACCUUCCCAUACGUGAAUCAUGCUGCGUUUGAUGGAACGACCUUUGCAGCUUUCGGGCAAAGCAAACCAACAGCGGAAUGGAUGGAAGUCGCGAAAGAAGGACGUGGCGGCACGGGCACCACGGUAGCCUACCCGGGUGGAUACAAGGAGAUCGAGUCUACCACCGGCAAACCACUAGGUCCUUGGCUGCCCAAGGGUGAUAACAUCUUUCUCGUGUCAGCUUUUAAGGUAGCUGAUGAGAAGGACACCAAACUCCAAGAGGCAUUCGAAAAGGACUGGAAGGAAUCUUCAGGAACCAACUUUAUCCUCAAGAAUGCUCCCAAGGAGCUCGGCAUCUCUAACUGCGGCCUGUAUAAGAAGUUUACCGAGCGUCCCGGGUUGAUGUACGUCCUCAGAGCUGAGCUGACCGGGGCUAGGGUGGACUCUGAGCCGGCCAAGACCUUCCUGGCGCAACUCAAGGAGUUCAAGUACCCGGACUAUUUCCAGAAAGUGGACAAUGAGCUUUACAUGGCGGAUCCAGAAAACAUAAUUUUCCCUCAAGCGGGGAAGAAAGAUCUCCCGGAAGGCUUGGCGUACAAACCAGAGUAAAUACGCCACCCAAUGGAAAAGAAAACCGUCAUUCAUACGGAUUUGCUUCUUAUCGCGAACAUUUUUACUCUAAGAUCGUCAACAUACAGUGUCAAAAUUUCCUCGAAUUUGACCGAAGCUUUUUUUGGAUGGACUCUUCCCUCCUUUUGGUCAAUUGGUGGUGGGGGAGGGGGAGGGGGGUCCGACACGCCCUUUUUUAGUAACGGUCCUGCUUCAGUAAAUACGUCACACAAUGGAAAGAAAACCAUGUCGGUCAAAUAGUAGGGUCAUAUCUUUGGAUUCCGUGACCAUUCUUUUGCUGCCUUUUUUUUUUCGAUGGAUUUGACUUCAGGAACCAUUUAA
Molecule: messenger RNA, 1246 nt
Organism: Asterias rubens (European starfish)
Lineage: Eukaryota; Metazoa; Echinodermata; Asteroidea; Forcipulatida; Asteriidae
Exons: 4
Coding region: 143-904 (253 amino acids)
Source: RefSeq, a predicted model, not a curated record